Triplophysa rosa is the source of this 5009-nucleotide messenger RNA. RefSeq names its product solute carrier family 38 member 3a (gene slc38a3a). The record is from RefSeq and is a predicted model, not a curated record. Gene Ontology annotation, biological process: amino acid transmembrane transport; asparagine transport; L-glutamine transport. Lineage: Eukaryota; Metazoa; Chordata; Actinopteri; Cypriniformes; Nemacheilidae. The coding region runs from base 355 to 1917 and encodes 520 amino acids. Gene Ontology annotation, molecular function: L-asparagine transmembrane transporter activity; L-histidine transmembrane transporter activity; L-glutamine transmembrane transporter activity. The transcript has 17 exons.
GGUUCCCUCCCCUCCUUUUCCCUUUACUUCAGUUUAUGCAUUGUGGCUAAUGUGAUACUUGGGCACCAGCCUUUCAGACCAGGAUUCGGGACACCAGGGGGCCAAGGGAGAGCCUGGAGACCCACAGCCUGUGCUUUCAGAGCUCCAAGCUCCAGCAGGUUCAUCAUAAACAGCCACGGGGAGCCGAGGACCAAAGAGGCAGGAAGAGACCACAAAACAGCUAUAGAGACAUCAGGAGCUGUAUAGUGAAAUGUGAGAGAGCUCUAACAAGAGAAGAGACGGCGCUUACUACACUGAUCUUCCUCUCUCAGGCACACACACUUGAAGGUCGAGAGAAAUUCUCAUUCUAAAACCAUGGAGCCCGCCGAGAUGAACACUAUCCCCAAUGGGAAAGGGCACGAAGCUGGCGAGGACACGACUGUUACUGCAAUAAAAGCCCAAUCAGAAGAUGCAGCUCAGGAACUUGUACCAAAUAGCACUGAAAAUACCAGUACUGCCAGAACAGCACAUAACGUGGACGCAAACCUGGCAGAAAGCUCUGAGUUCCUCUCCAAAGCAGAUGAAAAGAAAACUCCUCGCUUCACAGAUUUUGAGGGGAAGACGUCUUUCGGGAUGUCCGUCUUCAAUUUGGGAAAUGCCAUCAUGGGAAGUGGAAUUCUGGGGUUAGCUUAUGCCAUGGCUAACACAGGCAUUGUCCUCUUUGUAAUUCUUCUCACCGCUGUAGCUGGUCUGUCUUCAUACUCCAUUCACCUGCUUCUAAAGUCCUCAGGGGUUGUGGGCAUUAGAGCUUAUGAACAGCUGGGCUACCGAGCCUUUGGCACACCAGGCAAGAUGGCUGCCGGCAUCGCAAUCACCUUGCAGAAUAUUGGAGCAAUGUCCAGCUACUUGUACAUAGUGAAGUACGAGUUUCCACUGGUGAUCCAGGCUUUUCUCAACACGGACAAUAUAACAGGGGCGUGGUAUUUAAAUGGAAAUUACCUGGUUGUCAUUGUGUCAUGCAGCAUCAUCCUGCCAUUGGCUCUUAUGAAACAGCUCGGAUACCUCGGCUACACCAGCGGUUUCUCUCUCAGCUGCAUGGUGUUCUUUUUGAUUGCGGUGAUCUAUAAAAAGUUCCAGGUGCCUUGUCCUUUCGUUGACUUUUCCCAUAAUAAAACUGUGGUGAGCUUUAACACAAGUGUGGCUGACCCUGGAGGAGUGCACAUGACCCCUGAAGAUGACCCCGCGUGCACCCCACGCAUGUUUAACAUCAACUCACAGACGGCCUACACGGUUCCCAUCCUGGCUUUCGCAUUCGUGUGCCACCCCGAGGUGCUGCCAAUUUACACGGAGCUGCGCAACCCCACCAAGACAAAGAUGCAACACGUGUCCAACAUAUCCAUCGGGGUCAUGUACGUCAUGUACCUUCUGGCUGCUCUGUUUGGAUAUCUGACCUUCAUUGAUAAAGUGGAGGCUGAGCUGUUGCACACCUACAGCCGCAUCGACCCGUAUGACACACUCAUCCUGUGUGUCCGUGUGGCUGUACUGACCGCCGUCACACUCACUGUACCCAUCGUGCUGUUUCCUGUAAGGAGAGCGAUCCAGCACUUGUUCUUCGCAAAUAAAACCUUCUGGUGGCCACGUCACAUCGCUAUAGCUGUCACCCUCCUCGCCCUCAUCAACUUACUGGUCAUCUUUGCCCCAAACAUCCUGGGCAUUUUUGGGGUCAUCGGUGCCACAUCCGCACCGUGUCUCAUCUUUAUAUUCCCGGCUGUGUUCUACAUCCGCAUUGUGCCUGAGGAAGAGGAACCACUGCGCUCUUUCCCCAAAAUCCUCGCUGCUUGCUUCGCCUUUUUAGGAGUCUUAUUUAUGAUAAUGAGCCUGAGCUUCAUCAUCAUUGAUUGGACGUCAGGGAACAGCAAAGGAAGCAGCGGUCAUUAGGCCACACCCUCUUUUGGUUAAUGCUUGUAUUUUUUUACAGUAUAUAUUUUGUUAAUGUGGGGUCAGUAGUUAGGGAGGAUGCAUAAUCUCUCAUUGAUCUCUUGUCGCAUCACCAGUAUGUCCGCUAUUUUAGAUACAAUUUUCCAGAUUCUCAACCUCAGUCAAGGCAUUUUUUGUUAACUGCAUGUGCUGUAAAUGGGCUUUUUAAAUCUGGGAGCCACCCCAUCUCAGGUCGGCAUUAAUUCUAUUCAGAAGCCAUCGGUUUUAAAAAGGAGUAUUCGGAGCAUUGAAAUACAGUAUUUAGCAUUAAACAAGCUUGACACUUAAGAGCUUAAAGAUUCAAUGUUAGUGCCUGUAAGUUAAAGCCCACGAUGGCUAACCCUCAAGACGUGCCAUAGUAACAGCACAUGCAGUAUGCGGACCACAGCGUUUGCUCACAAAAGGGAUUUUGCAUUCUAACCAAACAGACUCACCAGCUGGCCCGACCUCCCAUCAGCAAUAGUUUCACGCCAGUUAAUAUCAUAACCUUUGGCCACAUUCACAAGAGAUUAGAAACGCAGUAAGUGUUUUAUCUCAUCUUAGAUAUAGCAAUACUCUGUGCAAUAGCUGGCUGUGAGAAAUCUGACACGCAAGGCUGUUGAGAGACGGUUGCCGCGGCAACGUGUGACCGAAUCCAGACCCGAUUGGCUGCAGUCUAUUACACAAUUUCCGACUUAUGCAAGGUACAUUUAUUACAACAGAUAAACUUUACAGGUGUCACAUUUUUUUAUCGAUUUAUAAAGUUGAUCCUUUCUACAAUAUUUAGAGAUACUGUAUAUGAAUAGAUAUAUAGGCAUAAAUAUACAAGAUAUAUGUACACUGUAUGAUGAUUCCGAUUUAUCUGGUAUCUAUCAUGUCCCUUUACAGUAUUCAGCUGAAGUGCCAUCUUUAAAGAAUUUAGAUAAAAAAAAUUCACAGUUUCAUCAUAGACGAUAAAAGGCACAUUCUGAAUAUGUUUUAUGAAUGCUGCUGGUUGCGAUGGGAAAGCACAGAUCAGUUUAUCACGAUCCAGUAUUUGUCCUGAUGACAGACUGAUUUUGAAACACUCUUGAUAACCAAAAAAACCCACAAAUAUUCACAGGGUCCUCUCCUCGACUGGAGAAACAAACGUGACACAUUGGUGCACAUAAAUGUUUAUGGCAAGUAAUAUUAAGUUUUACCUUAAAUAGGGUUGAGAAUGAGGCAUUUAACUUAAGUUGGUUUGGUAAUGAGUGAUACACUGUAGCACUUUCAGUUGAAGCACAACUUCCUCUCGGCUCCUAGUGACCAACAAACAGUAUGACAUAAUCAUAGAUUUAUAUAUUUUGUAGACAGUUAUACGAACAAAGCCUAUGUAUUACUAACUGUAAAUUGUUCAAAGAAAAAAUACUAAGUAACGUGUGGAUGUCUAACAUGGUACAUGACUAUUUUAAUCUUCGUAAUUGUAAAUCAUCCUAAAUACUAUAAAUGAAGCACUUACUGGCCCAUAAUGAUAUUAGUAGUGUUUUAGUGUCUGUAUGUGUGUGAAUGUGUAUUUUCUCUUCUCGCUUAUUGAGAACGAAUACAUCAGUCAGUGAAUGUACUGUAAUGGACUACAAGAUGUUUAAAUGAGAUGUGCUUUUAAAUCGUGGUACUUUUUUAUUUCGUUUGUCUGUUUAAUUCAUGUUUAAUGGAUAGACCAGCCACACACAUAAAUAAAUGAUCAUAUCUGUGAAGCAGUAUCAGCGUAAUUACAUAUCUGGAUGUAUUUCUUCAGUGUUUUAAAUGUCCCCGGUGCUGCAUCGUGGGCUUGUCAGACAGGAAAGGCACUGUUAUAUAUUAAAGAUGCUUUUGAAGAUAUGUUGGGCAUCCAAAAAAAGACGUUCUGUUUCUUGUUUAGCCAUCAUUUCCAUCUUUGCGGUGUUUUGUAUAUAUAGAGAAACGACUAAUGAUUUGCUAAUCGCAUAUGUGUUUUAUUUACUGAAGUGCUCUAUUGAAAUGACACGAGGAGCUCAUUGUUCAUUCUUUUUUGAAAAGAAAAAGUUACAGUAUGUGUAUUCUGGUGAUGAUGUUAUACAAUGGAGUAUUUUCUCACACAUUGGUGUGGUUUUUAAAGCACAAAAGUGUUACAUCAUCUCAACAGUGUGUGUGUUAAUCUGUGUUCACAUGCCUGAGAUAUAUACAGUACUUGGUUGUCAAAGAACUGCAAUAAGGAUUCUGUCCUCUCUAACUAUACCAGUAGCUCUUAACAUAAAAAAUAAUAAAUUACAGUUUGUAUGUAGAAAGUGAAGCCUGUUGUAGGCUCAAUCUAAGGGAUCCCCCAUUCAUAAUAUGAUUAAAGAAGACUAAAAUGUUAAUUUGCAGUACAAUUUAAACAAAUGAUUGCUUUCCCACAUCUCUACAUUUUGUUUUAAAGAGAAAAUGAGCACAGUCGAUGCACCAGACAUCCCCUACAUGAAAUGUUUUUAUGAUGAAGGUAGUUUACAUUAACCCUUGAGAUCUUAUUAACCUACAAAUUUUCAUUGCCAUCAUAUACCACUCAAUAGCAAUAUCAACUCUUCAUAAACCCUGCUCCAAUUCAAACGUAUACUGACUUUAGGAGUGGUCCGAACAAGCAAUCCCCUCCGGUGCUGUGCUUCCAUCUCUGUUAUUUCAGAAGCACAGUUUGUUUUUAGUUUCUGAUCUGACAACCGUAGCAUUUUUGUAAUCAACUGUGGAUUGUACCAGGUCGCCAAAUCUGCAAAUGUCACAAGGUGGCAGAAGGGGUAAGAAUUUGUACUCGUCCAUUUACCAGCUGUGCUUGUGUCCUUCAGCUUAACGUUUCCCUUGUGAUGUUAUGAAAGUGUGAUCUGUUUGUAAUAGUUUAUAUGAAUUCAUUACUGACAUGACGGCAUUUAUAUAUGAUGUACAUAAAUGUAAACCCUUUAUAUUAUAAGCACAUCUAUAUUGUAAAUAGCCAGAUGAUGUUAUAGUCUGAUGAUUAAAACGUAAUAAUUUUUAAAAAGCCAGUUUAUGUCUUUAUUUUCAUUAUUCUCAGUAUUGAAUACAUUGCUGGCAGUUAAUGUACUGUAAACAAUGUUCAAAUAAAAAUGAAU